Lampris incognitus (smalleye Pacific opah) is the source of this 1811-nucleotide messenger RNA. RefSeq names its product U6 snRNA biogenesis 1 (gene usb1). NCBI's taxonomy places the organism in Eukaryota, Metazoa, Chordata, Actinopteri, Lampriformes, Lampridae. The transcript has 7 exons. The record is from RefSeq and is a predicted model, not a curated record. Gene Ontology annotation, biological process: U6 snRNA 3'-end processing. Gene Ontology annotation, cellular component: nucleus. Gene Ontology annotation, molecular function: 3'-5'-RNA exonuclease activity. Bases 156 to 1004 code for a protein of 282 amino acids.
CGCUGCUGUUGCUGUUGUAGAUAAUCAACCAUGUUUCCUUUUUAAGUAGUCAAGAAUCUACUGAAGCAUUUUUUUGUCUUGUUUCCCACUAAUUUAUUUCUUUAAUAUUUCUAUUGAUGUCUACCGUUGUUAUUUAACGCGACACGUGCUGCACCAUGCUGGUUGGCUACAGCAGCAGCUCCGACGAGGAGAACGAGCCUGAAGGUGCGCGAGCAGAUUCAGACGCUAGAAGCAGAAGACGCCCGAGGACCUGUCAAGAAGAUAGCGAUAACGAUGAUGACACCUUAGCGAGGAAGACGCUCAAAACAGAGGAGCAGAUCCCCAAAACAAGGCUGCCUGUUCCUGGUUGCCUAAUCUCCAUGUUUCCAGAGGAGGUGGACCAUCAGACUGAAGACUGCUCCCUUCAUGGUGGACGCAUCCGCUCUUUCAGACAUGAGAGGGGAAACUGGGCAACUUAUGUAUAUUUGCCAUACAAUCCAGAUGAGGAGUUUGCAGAGCUGUUGGAAGAUAUACUGUCUGCUGCAACAGCUCACGGAGUGGCUUUAACUCAGCAGGAGGAGUUUCACCUCAGUCUGUCUCAAACAGUGGUGUUGAGACACCACUGGAUCCAGCCUUUCAUAGAGAGGCUCAGGACAGGCCUUGCCCACCGUAAAAAAUUUGUGUGUGCAGCAGGAAGACUCAGGGUCUACUGUAAUGCUGAGAGGACCAGGACAUUCCUUGGUAUGGAAGUUUGUACUGGGCAUGCUCAAUUGUUGGAGAUAGUAGAAGUGGUAGACAAAAUCAUGACAGAGUUCAGCCUGGACACUUUCUAUAAGGAUCCAUCUUUCCAUCUGAGUCUGGCAUGGUGCACUGGAGACCGGACGGAGCAGAUGAAGGAAUGCCUUCACGAGCUUCAGAGUCUUAUCGAUGACCAUGAGGAGGGGCCCUUCCUUCUGAAGCUGGAGUGUAAGGAGCUUUGCUGCAAGGCGGGAAACAAGAUCUUCAGCUUCCUUUUUGGGUCCUAAAACCUGGCAUUUGCCUACCACAUUAACCCUGAUCCCUUGAACGCCAGACUCGCACUGUGAGGGGGGGUGCACGGUCAGCCUUGGAACAAUAGCUGGGGAUUUGAUGAGAUGGCACAAAAAAAAGGAUGAAAUGAGGGGACCGGGAAACGUCAACUUGAGUUGAAUUGUUCCGUUUCCAAAAAUCUGAAAUACCAACAAAUUCACCAAAACUACUGGAAACACAACUGUUGGGAAGUUAUAUGAUCGUAAAAGUGUUAAGUUGUACAGCAAAGCGCGGACUGAGGUUCUUUGCUCCUCCAUCAGCUCGGACUUCUGGAACCAUAUGCACAGGACUCAACAACAGGCCCUGCUCUCUUUUUGAUACCAGAAACUUCCUUCCUCCUCUUGCCUAUCCCGAUUCCCUCGUUGAGUCGAAAUGCAAAUUUACCCCUGGGGUAGGAGUGGAAGACAACGUUAUAAUGGGGAGACACGUUCUCCUCCUGGUCUUUUGUUGUAACCCCGUUUUGUAAAUCUGAGAUGGAUGCUACAGGGUUUUUAUGUAAUUUUCAAAAUGAGCAUCGUCUUUUGAAUGGGCGAUGACUCAAACGGUGUUCAACCAACCUGUCAGUAAACUGUUCACUGUAGCGAGAACAGUAGCGCGUUGUCUCGAGCCUCAUUCGUCAUACUGUAGCAAGGUUUUCUAAAGAAAGCAUCGCCAAACACUGGCGGCCCCUUUAUGUAGAGUGACCAGUUAAUGUUUUAUUUUUGGGACAUGUGCACUGUUCAUUAUAAUUCUCUUGUAUACCCCCCUACCCGCCCCCCCCCAAA